This is a messenger RNA of Brassica napus (rape), 630 nucleotides long. RefSeq lists its product as uncharacterized. Bases 1 to 630 code for a protein of 209 amino acids. The record is from RefSeq and is a predicted model, not a curated record. The transcript is spliced from 2 exons. NCBI's taxonomy places the organism in Eukaryota, Viridiplantae, Streptophyta, Magnoliopsida, Brassicales, Brassicaceae.
AUGGUCCGUCAGGCUGCGGAGGAGAACCGUUUCAUCAUUGUUGGGAGACUAGUCAUGCCUAGAAGGAAAAAGUUUUGGGAAAUUGUUGCGACUAUGCCUCGUAAUUGGGGUCUAGAAGGUAUCGUUCGAGGCAGAAUUACAGAGGGUCGGCGCUUUCAGUUUGUGUUUCCUUCAGAGGAAGCAAUGGAGACGGUGCUACGACGCGGGCCAUGGGCGUAUCCGGAGAGAAUGCUGGUUCUCCAAAGGUGGACUCCUCUAAUGGAUAUGGAGAUCCGAGGCAUUCCAUUGCAGUUUAUGAACCGGGAGGUUAUACUCUAUAUUGCUCGGAUCAUGGGGCAGUACAUCCAAAUGGAGUACAAUGAGGAAAUGGGAGGAAGAUUGGAGUUUGUAAAGAGAAACUUUCAAUUCGCAAUUGGAGUGAACACUUUGCUGAGGUUUCAGUACGAGAGGCUCAAGGGUUUUUGCAAAGCUUGUGGAAUGCUCACACACGAUACCAGUGCUUGUGUCAUUAACAAUGGUGGUGGAGCGCCAGAUGCAGGGGAUGAUGAUAGUGGAGAUGAUCUAGACGAUGAGGAAGUUACCCCUAAUCAAGGCAUAAUCAUUGAAGAAGUUCAAGAAGAAGCUGCAUGA